Messenger RNA from Aspergillus puulaauensis, 1188 nucleotides. RefSeq names its product multifunctional nuclease RAD27 (gene fen1). The coding region runs from base 1 to 1188 and encodes 395 amino acids. The record is from RefSeq and is a predicted model, not a curated record. Gene Ontology annotation, cellular component: cytoplasm; nucleus. The transcript has 5 exons. NCBI's taxonomy places the organism in Eukaryota, Fungi, Ascomycota, Eurotiomycetes, Eurotiales, Aspergillaceae. Gene Ontology annotation, molecular function: 5'-3' exonuclease activity; DNA binding; 5'-flap endonuclease activity.
AUGGGUAUUAAGCACCUCUAUCAAGUGAUCGCAGAAAAUGCGCCAGAUGCUAUCAAAGCAGGCGAUAUCAAGGCUCAUUUCGGCCGAAAGGUCGCCAUUGAUGCAUCGAUGAGUAUCUACAGUUUUCUCAUUGCCGUACGCUCAGAAGGCCAGCAACUCAUGAGCGACACCGGAGAAACUACGUCGCACCUUAUGGGCAUGUUUUACCGGACGCUGCGCAUGGUCGACAAUGGAAUCAAACCUCUGUAUGUCUUCGACGGAGCUCCACCGAAGCUCAAGUCGGGUGAACUAGCCAAGCGAAGUGCACGGAAACAUGAAGCCACCGAAGCGCACGAGGAAGCAAAGGAAACCGGUACCACAGAAGACGUCGAAAAGUUCUCGCGGCGGACUGUACGGGUGACAAGGGAGCACAAUGCCGAAUGCAAGCAACUUUUGAAGCUGAUGGGGAUCCCGUAUAUCGACGCUCCCACUGAGGCGGAAGCACAAUGUGCUGUGCUUGCCCGUGCGGGGAAGGUCUACGCCGCGGCUUCUGAGGAUAUGGAUACACUGUGCUUUGAGUCCCCCAUUCUGCUGAGGCAUCUUACUUUCAGUGAGCAGAGAAAAGAGCCCAUCCAGGAGAUCCACCUGAACCGUGCGCUGGAGGGGCUGAACAUGGACCGUAAUCAGUUUAUCGAUCUUUGUAUACUGCUCGGAUGCGACUACCUAGAACCCAUCCCCAAGGUUGGGCCCAACACUGCCUUGAAGCUGAUACGGGAAUACGGCACCUUGGAAAAGGUGGUUGAGUCCAUCGAAAAUGAUACCAAAAAGAAAUACACCAUGCCAGAAUCCUGGCCCUACCAGGAUGCCAGGGAACUAUUCAUCAACCCUGACGUCCGAGACGCCAACGAUCCGGAAUGUGACUUCAAGUGGGAGGCACCUGACGUCGAAGGCCUAAUAGACUUCCUGGUGAAGGACAAGGGCUUCAAUGAAGACCGCGUGCGCAACGGCGCUGCUCGACUACAGAAGAACCUAAAGAGCGCGCAGCAAUCCCGUCUAGAGGGUUUUUUCAAGCCUGUUGCCAGGACGGACGCGGAGAAGGCAACCCUCAAGCGCAAGCACGACGAGAAGAUUCAAGAGCAGAAGAAGCGCAAGAAGGAGGAUGCCAAGGCGAAAAAGGAGGCGAAGUCAAAGCCUCGGGCUGCUGUAUAA